Messenger RNA from Penaeus monodon (black tiger shrimp), 1376 nucleotides. Its product is annotated as spermatogenesis-associated protein 20-like. The record is from RefSeq and is a predicted model, not a curated record. Bases 213 to 1376 code for a protein of 387 amino acids. Gene Ontology annotation, biological process: carbohydrate metabolic process. Lineage: Eukaryota; Metazoa; Arthropoda; Malacostraca; Decapoda; Penaeidae. The transcript has 8 exons.
UUAUUGAACUAGAUAUUUGAAUGUUUUAUUGUUAACAGGAUCCUCAUGAUGAAUUGAAGAAUCAAAAUGUUCUUAUUGAACACUGUAGUAUUGAAGAGACAGGAGAGGAGUUUGGUCUAAGUGAAGAGGAAUGUAAAGCUGCACUUACAAAGUCUUGCAAAAUAUUGUAUGAUAUACGACAAAAAAGGCCAAAACCACAUUUGGAUAACAAGAUGUUGACAUCUUGGAAUGGAAUGAUGCUAGGUGCCAUGGCUAGAGCUGGAGUUAUUCUCGGCGAGAAAUCUUAUAUAGAGAGAGCUAUACAAGCAGCUGAUUUUGUUAAAACUUAUCUUUUUAAAGAUGGUUUGUUACUUCGAUCAGCCUAUUCUGUAGAAGAUGGUCAGGUUUCUGUUGGUUCAAGCCUUGAAGGAUUUGUUGAUGAUUAUGCCUGGAUGAUUCGAGGUUUUCUAAACCUGUAUGAAGCUACUCUUGAUACUUCAUGGCUUGAAUUAGCAGAAGAAUUGCAAGAUAAGGAGAAUGAACUGUUCUGGGAUUCACAAGAGGCUGGUUAUUUUAUGACAAAGGCAGGAGAUAGCUCCAUCUUAUUACGUAUUAAAGAAGAUCAAGAUGGAGCUGAACCAUCAGCGAAUUCAGUCUCUGUAGGUAAUUUAUUGCGUCUGAGUCCACUUCUUGAUCGUGCAGACUACAGGGAAAAAGCAGAAGCUAUUUUUCAGUUGUUUGCUGAACGACUAAACAAAAUACCAAUUGCUCUCCCUGAAAUGACAACAGCUCUUCUUAUUCAUAAAAAGCAUCCAGUACAGAUCAUUCUUGCAGGGAAGAAAGGCACUGAUGCAACACAAAAAAUGCUGCAAGCAGUUCAUGGACACCUGAUUCCUAGCCAUGUCAUCUUGCUUGCAGAUGAGAAUCAUGAGUCAUUGCUAUAUAAUCGCCACUCUUCUCUGAGGCACUACCACCCAAAAAAGCCUGAUGAAACAGUUGCUCAUGUAUGCCAAAAUUUCAGGUGCUUCAACCCGCGCCCCAGGUGCCGGUGUUACCUCGCUAGUACAGGAGCCAAAACAGGUUACUGGCGUGGCUCCUACUCGGGUCACUAUGAAAUUUUCUCCAGGAAUUUCGAUAUGUUCCCUAAAUUAUUUGAAGCACAUUCCGUCCACCAUGUCCCCCUUAAACAGAAAACACUUUUUAAACUGUCAAUUAGGGGGCUUACUUCCCAAAAGCCCAUGUGGACAUGGCUCGCAAAGUGCUACCAGGGUGACCUUCGAAGCCCAACUCCAACUCCAACUCCUCCUGCUUUUGAUACUGAUACUGAAUUUGUUCUUAUUGACAAACUAAAAGGGGAAUUUCCAAAAAUCAAGGUAAUGGAUCAACAGAGGUCUUAA